Molecule: messenger RNA, 1292 nt
Organism: Paramecium sonneborni
Lineage: Eukaryota; Ciliophora; Oligohymenophorea; Peniculida; Parameciidae
Source: the annotation of a GenBank genome assembly
AGAAAAUCAUCUAAUUCUUUCUUAGAUAAAUAUUUUAAAUGAUAGAAUUGUAUUGUCAAUAAGAAAAUCAUGAAAAUGAGACAAUUAUUGGUGUGUGUACAAAUGAAAUAUGUAGAAAUAAAAGAUUAUGUUGUUUGGAUUGUGUAAAAGAGUUUCAUUCGACUCAUAAUAAUGAUAUUUAAGGAUUACGAUCUUUAAAAAAUUAACUAACAAUUUGUGAAGUAUAAAUAGAAAAAAUGAUAGAAAGUAUUGGAGUAAUUAUUCAAUUUUUAAAUUAACUUAAAGAAUUGGAACAAAUAAUUUAGAACUCAAAGGAGUAUUUAUCCAAAAUAAAAAGACAAGAGUUUUAAAAUUUAGGAAAUAAAGAUUAUGAUCGUUUUAUAAAUGAGCUCCUAAUUAUUAAAUAAAUUGAUGAAGCAUUUUUAAAAAUAAAGGAUAUUUCUAAUGAGGAAUUUAGUUAAAAAUUUAAGGAAAUUAAAACAAAAAUUGAAUCUUUUUAUGAAUACUAAGAUUCACAAAUAUCGAAUAAUAGCAAUAUUAAAAUAUAAAAUGAAUUGCCUUAAUAAUUAGAUAGAUAAUUAAAAUUAAAUCAUUCAGCUUCAUUAUUUUUAUCUAAUAACAAUGAGCUUCCAGAAUAAAGAUCUCCUAUUAAUUCUUAAAUAAGUUUAGAAUCACCAAGAUCAUUAAUUAUCAUAUAAAAAAAAAGAAGCGAAAUGCUUCCCAAUUACAAUAUUUUAGAUUAAUAAAGUAGUAAUUAAGUAGAGUGGAAUAACUAAUCUCCUCUUAAAGAAAAAAUUUUUUAAUUUAUAAAAUCUAAAUUUAUUUCACCUCAAUAAUCUGGUAACUAUUUUAAUGCUCAAAAAUAUAAUUGUUCAAUUCCUGACGGAUUUACAAAUUAUAAAAUUGGAUAUUUCCAUUUAAUAACCAAAAAGGAAUAUGUAAAUGAUGAAAGAAUUACUUAUGAAGAAGCAAAUUAAUAAUUACUUUUAGAUUUAACAUAUUUCUAAAAUAUAGUAGAAAACUAUUUAUAACAUUUAAAGAUAAAUUUAAAUAAUUAUCCUGAAAAUAUGAAAAUGCUUAUUGUACUAGUAGUUUUUAUAGAAAAGAAUGAAAAAUCAAUCUCUGAAAUAUUUAUCAACAAAGAUUAUUAAGAGCUAUACAAAAAAAUAAAUGGUUUAAAGUUAUGCUCAAAUAAAGCAAAACAUAUAUGUGAAAAGAAAACAUAUUUAAAAGAGAUUUGCUCUUUUUUUAAGACUUUAUAUCGUUGUUCUAAUGGAUAACCAAGGAAAUGA